CACUUAGUGCGCAGGUGCGAAGGAGCUGACUGGGGCCCGGGCCAGGGGAGGGCUUGAAGACGCGUCGUUUGGAUUUGGAGACUGUGGCAAAGCUAUCUGGGUUCGACCUCUGGGCGAAAAGCGUUUGUCAGGGGCCCAUCCUAGAACGAAGCCUGAGAGAUUCCCGAUGGUGUCCAUGACUUUCAAGCGGAGCCGCAGUGACCGGUUCUACAGCACCCGUUGCUGCGGUUGUUGCCAUGUCCGCACCGGGACGAUCAUCCUGGGGACCUGGUAUAUGGUGGUAAACCUAUUGAUGGCAAUUUUGCUGACUGUGGAAGUAACUCAUCCAAACUCAAUGCCAGCUGUCAACAUUCAGUAUGAAGUCAUUGGCAAUUACUAUUCAUCCGAGAGAAUGGCUGAUAAUGCCUGUGUUCUUUUUGCUGUCUCUGUUCUUAUGUUUAUCAUCAGUUCAAUGCUGGUAUAUGGAGCAAUUUCUUAUCAAGUGGGUUGGCUGAUUCCAUUCUUCUGCUACCGGCUUUUUGACUUCGUUCUCAGUUGUCUGGUUGCUAUCAGUUCUCUCACUUACUUGCCAAGAAUCAAAGAGUAUCUGGAUCAAUUACCUGAUUUUCCCUACAAAGAUGACCUCUUGGCAUUGGACUCCAGCUGCCUCCUCUUCAUUGUUCUUGUGUUCUUUGUCUUAUUCAUCAUUUUUAAGGCAUAUCUAAUCAACUGUGUUUGGAACUGCUAUAAAUACAUCAACAACAGGAACAUGCCGGAGAUUGCUGUGUACCCUGCCUUCGAAGCACCUCCACAGUAUGUUUUGCCAACCUAUGAAAUGGCAGUGAAGAUGCCUGAGAAAGAGCCACCGCCUCCUUACAUACCUGCCUGAAGAAGUUCUGCCUUUGUCAAUAAACCCUAUACCAGCU
Molecule: messenger RNA, 905 nt
Organism: Puma concolor (puma)
Lineage: Eukaryota; Metazoa; Chordata; Mammalia; Carnivora; Felidae
Gene: LAPTM4A
Product: lysosomal protein transmembrane 4 alpha
Cellular component (GO): lysosomal membrane
Source: RefSeq, a predicted model, not a curated record